Candidozyma haemuli is the source of this 1272-nucleotide messenger RNA. RefSeq lists its product as uncharacterized. Gene Ontology annotation, molecular function: protein binding; phosphatidylinositol-3,5-bisphosphate binding; phosphatidylinositol-3-phosphate binding. Gene Ontology annotation, cellular component: phagophore assembly site membrane; cytosol; extrinsic component of membrane. The transcript has a single exon. Gene Ontology annotation, biological process: nucleophagy; protein lipidation; autophagy of mitochondrion. Bases 1 to 1272 code for a protein of 423 amino acids. The record is from RefSeq and is a predicted model, not a curated record. Lineage: Eukaryota; Fungi; Ascomycota; Pichiomycetes; Serinales; Metschnikowiaceae.
AUGCCCAUAUCUAGGGCACAGCAGAAGCGAACGCCCUUCCAUGAUGUCAAAUUCAACCAGGAUCAGGAUUGUUUUGCUGUGGCUCACGAGAUGGGGUUCUCUGUUUACAACACCAAUCCAAUUGAUCCACGAGUGAGCAGAACGUUCAGCGGAACCAGCAGCUCUGGAACGGGAAUUGGGUUGAUUCUGAUGCUUCACAGGACUAAUUACGUUGCACUUGUGGGCGGGGGCAAAAACCCCAAGUAUCCAAACAACAAGGUUAUUAUAUGGGACGACCUCAAGAGGAAGGCGAGUCUUAACUUGGGAUUCAUGGGGCCUGUGGUGAAUGUUCUACUUUCAAGAAUACGCAUUGUUGUUGUUUUGAAGAACCAGGUUGUGGUGUAUGAGUUCUCGGCGCCACCUAAGAAGUUUGCAUCAUAUGAGACAUACGAUAACGAGCAUGGACUAGCGGACCUCUCCGUUCAUUCCUCGGCGCUGCAACUGCCUCUGCCAGCACCUUCAUCAAGCUCAUCUUUAAGGUCGGGUAACGGGAUUACAAGAGAUGUCCCGAAGUACCAAAUACUAGCAUUUCCUGGACGCACUGUCGGCCAGAUUCAGAUUGUUGACGUUUCACCCGAGGGUCUGGAGAAGAACCUCGUUAGCAUUAUCAAGGCUCAUAAAGCCCGUAUUAGGUGUAUCUGCUUGAGCAGAACGGGAAAUAUGGUGGCAUCUGCUAGCGAGACAGGAACGAUCAUCAGAAUUCAUUCUACCACCUCCACGGCGCUUUUGUUUGAGUUUAGACGUGGUCUCGACCGUGCCAUCAUUACAUCAAUGAGCUUUUCUCCAAAUGACUCAAAGCUUGCCGUUUUAUCCGAUAAGAAUACCUUGCAUGUGUUUAAUGUGGGUCCCUCGACUGAACCAUCUCUUCCAGACCAAUUCGACGGCGAAGUAUCUUUGCGCAAGUCACCCACUAAUAGACAGCAUAUCUUGAGCAAACUACAAUUGCCGAUUGGAAUUCCACAAUACUUUCAGUCAACCUGGUCUUUCUGUUCGGUGAACAUUAGCAAAUACCAUACUGAUUUUGAUGAGAGUUCCGAUAUUUCCAGUGACAUAGGCACGGUUGGCUGGUCGGGAAAUUCCAAUAUCAUCAUUAUAUGGAAAGAGAAGAGAAUCUGGGAGAACUAUUCUAUUGUUGAAAAGGUGACUGCUUCAACAAACAAGAAGAAGAGCGACCUUACAGAAUACGAACUAGUACGGUCAAGCUGGAAGAGUUUGGACGAAGUGUCCGAUUAA